Messenger RNA from Leucoraja erinaceus (little skate), 5098 nucleotides. Its product is annotated as sodium-dependent neutral amino acid transporter B(0)AT3-like. Bases 2243 to 4096 code for a protein of 617 amino acids. Lineage: Eukaryota; Metazoa; Chordata; Chondrichthyes; Rajiformes; Rajidae. Gene Ontology annotation, biological process: sodium ion transmembrane transport. The transcript is spliced from 12 exons. The record is from RefSeq and is a predicted model, not a curated record. Gene Ontology annotation, cellular component: plasma membrane.
GAGAGAUGAACUGAAUAAUGACAGAUGAACUGAAUACUGAAGUCACAGUGGAAGACAUCAGCAAUGUGUCAGAAAUUCAAGAGAGUCGGGGGGCAGAAGUGAGUGCAGUUGCUUUCACAGAGAAAAGGGUGCUUGGGAAGCCAAAAAAUCUCAAGGUGGAAAUGUCACUUAGACCUAUUUGGCUACACCCCAGGUUUCUGAAAGAGGUAGCUUUAGAAAUUAUGGAGGCAUUAGUAGUGAUCAUUCAAGAAUCACUAGAAUCACGAAUGGUUCCAGAGCACUGGAAAAUUGCAAAUGUUACUCCACUGUUCAAGAAGGUCGCAAGGCAAAAGAAAGGGAAUUAUAGGCCAGUUAGUCUGACCUGUGGUGGGUACAUUUUUAGAGUCCAUUAUUAAGAAUGAGGUAUCGGAAGCACAUGAUAAAAUAGGCCAAUGUCAGCAUGGUUUUGUAAAGGGUUUUAUCUUGCCUGACAAAUCUGUUGGUGUUUUCUGAGGAGUUAACAAGCAGGCUAGACAAAGGAGAGUCGUGGAUGUUUACCUGGUGAGGCUGCUAAACAAUAUAGGAGCCCCUGGUAUUAGAGGCAAGGUACUAGCAUGGAUAAAUGAUUCGCUUCCUGGCACAAGGCAAAUAAUGCCUUUCAAUGAGACACCCCUUCUUCCUUCUAAACUACAGCGAGUACAAGUCCAGACCCUUCAAACACUCCAUAUGGAUUAGCUUAAUCAUCCCCAAGAUUAUUCUCCUUAACCUCUUCUAGAUCCUCUCCAAAAUCAGCACAUCCUUCCUCAGAUAUGGGACCCAAAAGUGCUCACAAUAUUCUUAGCAGUGCCUGAAAAAGCCUCAGCAUUACAUCUUUGCUUUUAUAUUCUCGUCCCCUCAAAAUAAAUGCUAACUGAUUUUCUUGAAGAAUUGCUAGCAGAGUUUAACUUACAUAACUUACAUAAAUGUGCGGUGAUACAUUUUGAAAAUUCAAAUCAGGGCAGGACCUUAAUGGUGAACAGUAGGGGCCCUGGAAAGUGCUGUAGAGCAGAGGAAUCGUAGAGUACAUCUACAUAGCUCCCUGGAAAUGGCAGGUAGAUAAGGCAAUGGGGUAGCUUUGGCACUCUGCCCUUCAUCAGUCAGAAAAUUGUGUAUCGAAGUUGGAAUGUUCUGUUACAGUUUAUGAGGCUGCACAAGGAAUAGUAACUUCAGUUUUAGUCAGCUUGCUAUAGCAAAGAUGCCAUUAAACUGGAAAGUGUGCAGAGAUGAUUUAUGAGGAUGUUGUCAGAUCUCUAGGGCCUCAGCUAUACGGGGAGGUUGGGCACACCUGGACUUCAUUCCUUGGAGCACAGAAGGCUGAGGGGCAACCUUAGAGAUGUACACUAUCACCUCUUGUACUACCAUAGAUUUGUUUUCUGAUUGCAUAUUUUUGCACCAUCUUGUUAUCUGCAGUCUUUCUUUUCACUCUUACGUAAUUUAUAUAUCAUAGAUUUGUGUUUUGCGUGCACGUGCAUAUGCAAAUAAACUCAAUUCAACUUAAGAGCAAGAUAUUAUCUUGUCUCUGAACUGCAUUCUCUUUCAUGUCAAGCGAUCUACCAAUUUCAAUCUUGAAUGAACUCUUAGUAUUUACAGUCCUUUGGGGUACAUAAUUUUAAAAGCUGACGAACCUUGAGUACAGAAAUCUAUCUUCAUCUGCUUAAUCCCACGCUCAUCCUGUUUCAUCAAAUGACCAGUUGGAAUGCUGGGGUAGGCUGACCUAUCAGGAUAUCAAAGAAAAAGUUGGAAAAUGUGAUAAAAAUCCACUGUAAAAACAUAAAUGAAUUGUUUGAUGUUUUUUUUAAAAGACACAGUGACUUUUUAAGUGUUUAUUUUUGAAGGAAUCAUGCAAGCUGAGUAACUUUCCAUGUUCAUUAAAUAUUGUCCACGAUAUUUAGAUUUCACUUUCUGUUGGUUUAAAUUCCUGUCAUCUUGUUGUCAAUUGCCAAACGAAUUGAAAGAGUAAGACACACCUAUUCUAACAGACUAUAUUUUUACAUCAUAUUCCACUUACGUGCACUGGAUAUCAAAUCAAAUUGCAAUUGUCCUCCAAUCCCUGGCACAGUCCAGUUUCCCUCUAGUGGACUUCGACUUGUGGUUUCCCAUGGGACCAGGUUAUCCAUUACUUUAAGCUGAGAAAAUGUAUAACACAUUAAUUGAAAGCUCAGGAAGUGUCAGGAAAGCUCAGAAACGAAACAUUUCCCUCUAUCUAAAAUCAUAGCUAAAUGUCAUGGCAGAAGAUAAAGUGAGUAAUUGUGUUGAAGGUGAUGACAAUGAAAGUCAGAAGGAGGAGAGGGCAAAGUGGGACAAUAAAUUGCAAUAUGUGCUGAGCUGCACUGGAUUUGCAGUGGGUCUGGGAAAUGUGUGGAGAUUCCCAUACCUGUGCCAGACCUACGGAGGUGGAACCUUUUUAAUUCCUUAUAUUAUUGCGAUAAUCCUUGAGGGAAUUCCAUUGCUUCACCUUGAGUUAGCAAUUGGUCAGCGGCUCCAGAGGAGUAGUAUUGGUGUCUGGAUGUCCAUUUCCCCCUAUCUGGGAGGCGUGGGCAUUGCUGCCAUGCUCACAUCCUUCUUGGAAGGUCUGUACUAUAACACACUCCUUGCGUGGACACUCUGGUACUUUUUUAAUUCAUUUGAGGAACCACUACCCUGGAAAUAUUGUCCUUUAAACAACAAUCAAACAGGGCUUAUUAAAGAGUGUGAAGAGAGUACUUCUGUAGAUUACUUCUGGUACAGAGAGACCUUGAAUAUCAGUCCUGGUAUUAACACGAAUGGAGGUGGCCUGCAAUGGUGGAUGGUUUUGUGUCUUAUUGGCGCUUGGUUAGUUGUGUACAUUUGCAUUAUAAGAGGGAUUGAAAGCUUUGGAAAAGCUGUUUACUUCACUGCAACUUUCCCUUACCUUGUACUAGUCAUUCUCAUGAUACGUGGAUUAACACUGCCUGGGGCCAUCGAUGGUUUGAUCUACCUAAUUAUUCCAGAUUUGACUGUGUUGAGCCAACCGAGAGUGUGGUUAGAUGCUGCGACCCAGAUCUUUUUCUCAUUGUCUUUGGGUAAUGGAGGACUAAUUGCAUUUUCCAGCUAUAACUCACUGAAGAAUGAUUGUGAGGUGGAUGCUGUGUCAGUGGCUGUUAUUAACAGCUUUACUUCUAUCUUUGCCUCCAUCCCCAUCUUCGCCAUACUUGGAUUUAAAGCAACUAUGGGGUAUAGAGAUUGCUUAAACCACAAUAUAUUACUUAUAUCAAAUGAAUUUGAUAUACAAGAUGGAAAUAUUACAAGAGAAAAUUAUAUUAAUUGGUUACAUGAUCUGAAUGCUACCCAUGAUGAACAAAUCCUGUCUCUCAGUUUGAAGAAUUGUGACCUACAGAACUUUCUGAAUCAGGGUGCCUCAGGUACUGGACUGGCAUUCCUUGCUUUCACUGAAGCCAUUAUCAGAAUGCCUGCCCCUCAGCUAUGGGCUGUCCUGUUCUUCAUCAUGCUCUUCACUCUGGGCCUGUCAUCAAUGUUUGGCAUCAUGGAGGGCAUUCUUGCUCCCUUGUUGGAUCUGAAGGUGUUUCCAAAGUAUGUUCCUAAAGAGAUGAUUACAGCCAUAGUGUGCCUGGUGUCCUUUUUGAUUGCACUUAUUUUUACCACUGCAUCUGGGAAUUACUGGCUGGCGAUUUUUGACAAAUAUGGAUCCGCUAUACCUCUUUUGAUCAUUGCCUUCUUUGAGCUCGUCGGAGUUAUUUAUGUAUAUGGUAUGCACAAAUUCUGCGAGGAUUUGGAAUUAAUGACUGGUCGAAGACCCAAUUGGUACUGGCAUAUAACCUGGAGGUUUAUUAGCCCUGUCCUGUUGUUCUCCGUCUUUGUGGCAUACCUUGUUGUUGAAGUGCAGCAUCAAUUAUCCUAUGAGGCAUGGAAUCCUGACUACGCGGAGUUCCCUAAGAAAGAAGAGAAGAAAUAUGCAGGCUGGGUAAUCUUCACGUGUGUUUUCCUGAGCAUAUUGCCAACAAUGUUUAUCCCACUUACAGCUCUGUAUCAGUUGAUCAGAUCUAAAUGUGGAGUCUGCCAAAGAGGAAAUCCGACGGACAAUGCAGCUUUAGAGCUGUAAAGAAUUCCAUCCGCUGUAGAAGCUGCAAUUUUCACUUAUACUUACUGCUACACUGAAGUUACCCUUUAGCCAAGUAAUAGGUGUCACAGUGCCCUCCAUUAUGUUUGGGACAAAGAACCAUCAUUUAUUUAUUUGCCUCUGUACUCCACAAUUUGAGAUUUGCAAUAGAAAAAAAUCACAUGUGGUUAAAGUGCACAUUGUCAGAUAUAAUUAAAGGCCAUUUUGAUACAUUUUGGUUUCACUAUGUAGAAAUUACAGCUGUGUUUAUACAUAUCUCCCCCCCCUCCCCAUUUCAGGGCACCAUAAUGUUUGGGACACAUGGCUUCACAGGCGUUUGCUCAGGUAAUUGCUCGGGUUUAAAUGCCUCCUUAAUGCAGGUAUAAGAGAGCUCUCAGCACCUAGUCUUUCAUCCAGUGUUUCCAUCACCUUUGGAAACUUUUAUUUCUGUCUGUCAACACCAAAGGACCGAAGUUGUGCCAAUGAAAGUCAAAGAAGCCAUUAUGAGACAGAGAAACAAGAAUAAACAGUUAGAGACAUCAGCCAAACAUAAGGGUUACCAAAAUUAGCUCUUUGGAACAUCAUUAAGAAGAGAGAGCACUGGUGAGCUUACUAAUUACAAAGGGACUGGCAGGCCAAGGAAGACCUCCGCAGCUGAUGACAGAAGAGUUAUCUAUAAUCAAGAGAAUCCCCCAAACACCUGUCCGACAGAUCAGAAAUAUUCUUCAGGAGUCAGGUGUGGAUUUGUCAAUGACCACUGUCCGCUGAAGACUUCAUGAACAGAAAUACAGAGGCUACACUGCAAGAUGCAAACCACUGGUUAGCUGCAAAAAUAGGAUGGCCGGGUUACAGUUUGCCAAGAAGUACUUAAAAGAGCAGCCACAUUUCUGGAAAAAGGUCUUGUGGACAGAUGAGACGAAGGUUAACAUAUCAGCGUGAUGGCAAGAGCAAAGUCUGGAGGAGAGAAGGAACUGCCCAAGAUCCAAAGCACACCACCUCAACUGU